Messenger RNA from Lycium barbarum (goji berry), 1408 nucleotides. Its product is annotated as E3 ubiquitin-protein ligase SINAT3-like. Gene Ontology annotation, molecular function: protein binding; ubiquitin protein ligase activity; zinc ion binding. Gene Ontology annotation, biological process: multicellular organism development; ubiquitin-dependent protein catabolic process. NCBI's taxonomy places the organism in Eukaryota, Viridiplantae, Streptophyta, Magnoliopsida, Solanales, Solanaceae. The transcript is spliced from 4 exons. The coding region runs from base 253 to 1212 and encodes 319 amino acids. Gene Ontology annotation, cellular component: cytoplasm. The record is from RefSeq and is a predicted model, not a curated record.
AUCAGACAGGUUGGCCAAUAAUUACAUCCAUCGCAAGAGGCAGUUCCACUAGGAAUUUAAUAUUUUUUUUUAAAAAAGAAGACAUUUCCAGAGAAAAAUAAGUGGCCGUAGGAUGAAGAUCAAGUACAGUUAUGUGAGGAAUUUAACGGCGAUCCUUAUUCCUCUCUCUCCUCCUCAGACAACCUUCGAAUUACAGAGAGAAAAAAACAAGAAAGAAGAAAAGAACAUCCUCUUCUGGCAAAAGGAUAUUUGAUGGAAGAAAUGGAGAUGGAUAGCAUUGAGUGUGUAUCAUUAAUGGAUGGUGUUGAAGAUGAAGAGAUCCAAUCUUCUGUUUCAUCUCAUCAGUACCCUUCUUCAGGAAAGCCUAAUAAUAUUGCUCCUGUUGGAAUUGUCCCUACUAGUGUACAUGAAUUGCUUGAAUGCCCCGUUUGUACCAACUCUAUGUAUCCACCAAUUCAUCAGUGUCACAACGGGCACACGCUUUGUUCAACCUGCAAAACGAGGGUGCACAAUCGAUGUCCGACAUGCAGACAAGAGCUUGGUGAUAUAAGAUGUUUAGCGCUAGAGAAGGUGGCAGAGUCACUUGAACUGCCUUGCAAAUAUUUUUCUUUUGGGUGCCCAGAAAUAUUCCCAUAUUACAGCAAACUCAAGCAUGAAACAUUGUGCAAUUUUAGACCGUACAGUUGCCCAUAUGCUGGGUCAGAGUGUUCAAUGACAGGGGACAUCCCUUAUUUGGUUACGCAUUUAAGAGAUGAUCACAAAGUGGAUAUGCACACGGGAUGCACGUUCAACCAUCGUUAUGUGAAGUCUAAUCCUCGUGAAGUAGAAAAUGCCACAUGGAUGUUGACGGUCUUCCACUGUUUUGGGCAGUAUUUCUGUCUCCAUUUCGAGGCAUUCCAGCUUGGCAUGGCCCCUGUUUAUAUGGCAUUUUUACGAUUCAUGGGUGAUGAAACGGAUGCACGCAAUUACAUCUACAGUCUAGAGGUAGGAGGAAAUGGUAGAAAGCUCAUAUGGGAGGGUACCCCAAGAAGUAUCCGAGAUAGUCAUCGCAAGGUCAGGGACAGUCAUGAUGGUCUUAUAAUCCAGCGUAACAUGGCGCUUUUCUUUUCUGGGGGUGACCGGAAAGAGCUGAAACUUCGAGUUACUGGAAGGAUAUGGAAGGAACAGCAAAAUCCAGAUGGUGGUGUGUGCAUACCAAAUCUCUGUAGCUAAUUAUUUUUUUUGGGUGAUUUAUGUUUUAUAACUUCUUCCCCCUUUUUUGUUGGAUGUAAUGUGCAUGUAGGUGUGUGAGACAGCACUAUGUUUGUACCUAAGAACUCGUGCUCUGACCAUGUACUAGGAUGUUACAUAUACAUUUUUAGAUAUCUCAAUUGUUAAUAACCAUCUUACUGCUGCUUUUAAUGCUCUA